Molecule: messenger RNA, 810 nt
Organism: Leishmania braziliensis MHOM/BR/75/M2904
Lineage: Eukaryota; Euglenozoa; Kinetoplastea; Trypanosomatida; Trypanosomatidae
Exons: 1
Coding region: 1-810 (269 amino acids)
Biological process (GO): ubiquinone biosynthetic process
Cellular component (GO): mitochondrial inner membrane
Molecular function (GO): lipid binding
Source: RefSeq, a predicted model, not a curated record
AUGUGUGCGGCACUCAGCCCGGCUCAUUUUGAGCUUCGUACGAAGAUUUUGUCAGAAGCGACGAAGCAUGUCCGCACAACUGGUUUCACGAAUGCCACCCUCGCUGCUUCUCUUAAAUCCAUCGGAGGGGAAGUUAGCGAUCGAGCAUUGUCUCAUAUUUUCAACAGGGGCUUCCCGAUUGCCCUUGUCGAGCACAUAGUGAAGUCUUCAAACUUGUGUGUGCAGCAUGAAUUGGAGACAGCUUUCAACAAGGAGGCCAUCAUCAAGAGCAUAGACUCAAAUCUGGAUGCCUUUGUUGAAAACAAACUACUACUCCCCACGGAGAAAAACAUUGCAGAGAGAGCCAUUUUGUCAAAAGUGGAGUUCCUGUUACCUUUGGCACAACACUGGCCAAGCGCAGUAGCCCUCGAAUACCUUCCUUCUAAUCUACCGUACACUGUGGUCAACUUGGCGGAAUUUGUCGAUACUACAGUCUAUUACAUGGAGCGCACUGCCACACUUGGAGAGUUGCUUGAGCCGGCACGACGAAUUCUUCAAUCGAAGGCGAUGGCGUCCCAUCUUCAAUAUGGAGAGCGAGGCAUGAACGGUGCAUCAUCAGCUUCAUCUUUCUUGAGAAACUUUCUUCAUGGUAUUGCACUUUCAUCAGGUCCAUAUGCUGACCAUUCGACACUCAAAUUGAGGUGGUACUACAAGCGGGCGCAGGUGGGGCUUCUUUAUGGAGUAGCCACCACUUCUUUGCUUGGCGACGUUUCACGAAACGCUGCUGACACUCGAUCAUUGACCAAAGCUGUAGUUGAAGCCUUUUUCUAA